AUGCGCUCGAGCGACAGCGCGGUGCAGCAUCUGGACUUCUCCAGCAGCGGGGAGGACAGCAGCGACAGCAGCCUGGACGACUGGCGCGGAAGGAGCAUUAGGAGUCCCGAUUCCGUCUGCCGGACCCCCACAAUACAGCGUCAUCGUGCCCGGAGCGCAGUCGCUCCCCCCUCCUUCCCGUCCACACCUUUACCUUACGCAGCGUGGAAGAAGCUCAGACUCUGCGAUUCUCCCAACACGCCCAAGAGCCUGCUGUCCAAGUCAGCCUUGCCUGGCUCUGUCAGCAGGCCUUGCCAUAGUCAGAGGGCUCUGCGCUUCACCAGGGAGAGUGAGUCCUUGCAUCACAGCCCUGUGCCCUCGGUCAACGUGAACCCCUUCACCCCCAACACGUUCCGCAGGGCCAGCGAGAACCUGAAGAGGAAGGGCCGGAGGAGUGACGAUGAGGACGAUGAAGACCAUCUCCGAGAUAAAGAGGACCUGGCUGUGACUGAUGAGGACGAUGAAGCUUUUCUUCCAUCUAAGAGGCUGGCAGUGCAGAACUCCAUGAUCUCGCGGUACGAGAGCGAGUUUCUGGAGCUGGCCCGCAUCGGGGCCGGGGAGUUCGGCGCCGUCUACAAGUGUGUGAAGAGGCUGGACGGCUGUCUGUACGCCAUAAAGCGCUCCCGCCGCCCACUGGCUGGCUCCGCCAACGAGCAGCUGGCACUGAGGGAGGUGUACGCUCACGCUGUGCUGGGGCACCACCCCCACGUGGUGCGUUACUACUCUGCAUGGGCCGAGGAUGAUCACAUGAUCAUCCAGAAUGAGUACUGUGAUGGUGGGAGUCUUCAUGAUGCGAUAGUGGAGAAGGAGGUACAGGGGGCGCUAUUCCGGGAGCCAGAGCUGAAGGACCUGCUGCUGCAGGUCUCCAUGGGUCUCAAGUACAUCCACAGCUCUGGGCUUGUUCACCUGGACAUCAAACCCAGUAACAUCUUCAUCUGUCGACAACCUGCUCUGAAUGCUGGGGGUGAGGGGGAGAGUGAGGAAGAAGAGGAAGGAAACCCCUCCACAGGAGUGGUUUAUAAAAUUGGUGACCUUGGUCAUGUGACAUCAACCAGCAGCCCACAGGUGGAGGAAGGGGACAGUCGCUUCCUGGCCAACGAGGUUCUGCAUGAGGACUACACUCAUUUGCCUAAGGCAGAUAUCUUUGCUCUGGGCCUUACGGUGCUGCUAGCUGCGGGCGCGCCCCCACUCCCACAGAAUGGGGACGAGUGGCACAGACUUCGACAGGGCCAGCUACCGAUCCUACCUCAGGAGCUCUCCCCUGCCUUCCACAACCUCAUCCAGCUGCUGCUGGACCCACAGCCUUCCGUGCGGCCUUCCGCAUCUGCGCUCUGCAGACAUCCCAUCCUGCGCAGGGAAGGGGCCCAAAAAAUGGCUGCACAGCUACGCAAGGAGCUGAAUGUGGAGAAGUUCAGAACUGCCAUGCUGGAGAGGGAGCUCCGGGAGGCCCGUCUGGCAGCCCUGUCUCCGCAGCCCAUCCCCGGGCUGGUGCAGCAGUUUACAGCAGGUGGUUCGCUUCCCAGAAGCAGCCGCAGACUGGUCGGGCGAAAGGCUGCCAGGUCCAUGAGUUUCGGCUGCCCCGGGCACUGA
Megalops cyprinoides (Indo-Pacific tarpon) is the source of this 1629-nucleotide messenger RNA. It is a transcript of the gene wee2, whose product is annotated as WEE2 oocyte meiosis inhibiting kinase. Lineage: Eukaryota; Metazoa; Chordata; Actinopteri; Elopiformes; Megalopidae. Bases 1 to 1629 code for a protein of 542 amino acids. The record is from RefSeq and is a predicted model, not a curated record. Gene Ontology annotation, cellular component: nucleus. Gene Ontology annotation, biological process: protein phosphorylation; mitotic cell cycle; regulation of meiosis I. Gene Ontology annotation, molecular function: magnesium ion binding; non-membrane spanning protein tyrosine kinase activity; ATP binding. The transcript has 11 exons.